GCCCAUGGAUUCCCCCGCCUCGUAGAAUCUGCACGCCAAACCCCGGAUUCUCGCCAAGGGGUCCAGCUGCGAAGAGCCGAGAUGAACCGGCCGUCGAGUUUCGUGCCCACGCCUGACCAGGAUGUGCUGGACAUCAAGCCCCUGAGGACCCUGUCUCCGAUGUUCCCGGCGCCGCUGGGGGUCAACACCUUCAACCAGCCGUCCACCCCCGGCACCCCGCCCCUGGUGUUUGUCACUACAGCUGGGCAGUUUCCUGGGCUCAGGUCAUUCUCUGCAUUCGGUGCACAAGAUGCUGCUGGAGGGCGGCCUGCUUCAUCCAAUGGCCAGGCUACCGGUUUUGGUGGUCGGCCUGCUGGUUUUGGUGGUCAGUCUGCUGGUAAUGGAGGCCAGGCUACAGGGUUUGGUGGUCACUCUGCUGGUAAUGGAGGCAGGACUGCUGCCAAUGGGACUUCAAAUGCAGGCGCCAGUGCUGACGUGCCAAUUGAUGCCACCCCUAUCUCAGUUUGCAAGCCGACGCCGCCACCUACGAAUGCAGGCGGCAGUGCUGACACACCAAUUUACGCCACCCCUCUCGCAGCUUACAAGCCUAAGACGCCAAAUGUCAUACAACUGGAUGAUGACGACGACGACGAUGACGAUUACGCUGUCAACCAGACAUCAGCAUCUGGGCGAGCAAUCAAGAGGCCAUCGCGCCUAAGUGGAUAUAGGACGAGCGGUGGUUUGGGCAGUGACAGCAAUAGUGGAGUGAAGAUCAAGCGGCAUAAGUCCUCUAACAGGAUGGCUGGUACUGACCAUGAGUUUACCUUGGAGCCCCAUUCUUCCAGCGAUCCCAGGGAGGUUGUGGAGGAGGUUCUAAUGACCUUCGAGGCGCUGCGGCGUAGGCAUCUUCAGUUGGAUGAGGCGCAAGAGACUGGCAAACGUGCGGACCUUAAGGCUUCUGCCAUCAUGAAUGCCAAAAAUCUUAGGGCUAACGCUGGGAGGAGGAUCGGAGGUGUCCCUGGAGUUGAGAUUGGGGAUAUUUUCUACUUCAGGAUGGAGCUAAGCAUUAUUGGGUUGCAUGCUCCUAGCAUGGCUGGGAUUGAUUAUAUGACUGCCACGUUUGGUGAUAGGGAUGAUGAUUCUGUGGCAAUAUGUAUUGUCGCUGCAGGUGUUUAUGAGAAUGAUGAUGAUGCCACAGACACGCUAGUCUACAGCGGUUCAGGAGGUAAUAACAGGAACAAUGAGGAUAUGCAUGACCAGAAGCUUGAGAGAGGUAACCUUGCCCUUGAGAGGAGCCUGUCGAGAAAGAACGUGAUCCGGGUUGUACGGGGAUAUAAAGAUCCAGGUUGCUUGGCUGGGAAGGUUUAUAUGUAUGAUGGCCUCUAUAAGAUUCAUGAGUCCUGGAAGGAGAGAACAAGAGCUGGGAUCAAUUGCUUCAAGUACAAGCUGGUGCGGGAACCGGGACAGCCUGAGGGAUUUGCAAUCUGGAAGAUGUCGCGAAAAUGGGUAGCGAAUCCAGACACUAGAGGCAAUGUUCUACACCCUGAUCUAUCAUCUGGUGCUGAGUAUCUCCCGGUGUGUCUUGUCAAUGAUGUUAACAGUGAGAAAGGACCAGGCCUUUUCACCUAUAUUUCUGAGGUCAAAUACCUGAAGCCACUAAGUUCUCUGAAACCAUUACAGGGUUGUAGAUGCGUUAGUGCUUGUCUGCCUACUGAUUCCACUUGUGGCUGUGCGCAGUGUAAUGGAGGUAACUUACCAUAUAGUUCAACUGGGUUGCUUGUAUGCCGCAAACCUAUGAUAUAUGAAUGUGGUGAAUCUUGCCUGUGUUCAGUUAACUGCCGUAACAGGGUGACCCAGAAGGGGGCUAAGAUUCACUUUGAGGUCUUCAGGACAGAGAAUCGAGGCUGGGGUCUUCGUUCAUGGGAUCCUAUACGGGCUGGCUCAUUCAUUUGCGAGUAUGUUGGUGAGGUUAUUGAUGAUGAGAAAUUCAGUCUGGAUGACAGCGAAGAUGAUUACCUUUUUCAGACUGUGUGCCCUGGUCGGAAGACAUUGAAAUGGAAUUAUGGGCCUGAACUGAUAGGGGAGCAAAGCACAAACGUUUCACCUGAUACUUUCGAGCCACUGCCAAUUAAGAUAAGUGCAAAGAAGAUGGGGAACAUCUCACGUUUCAUGAACCAUAGCUGUGCCCCUAACGCCUUCUGGCAGCCAGUUCAAUUUGACCAUGGAGAUGAUGGUCACCCACACAUCAUGUUCUUUGCGCUCAAGCAUAUCCCUCCCAUGACAGAGCUGACCUAUGACUACGGUGAGAUUGGAGCUGAUUCUAGUGGUAUAGGUUCUCCUAGAGCCAAGAGCUGCCUCUGUGGAUCCUCAAAUUGCCGGGGCUACUUUUGCUGAUUAUGGAAGAUGUGAAUUCUGUUUCUCAACAUGCCAAUCUAUUUUCUAGGUAAGAACUGAAUGGUAUUCUCUGAAUUGAUCAUCAUGCACACAUGUAAUUCCUUUGUUGUUGGACAUCCCUGCUUGUCAUGCAUAUUUACAGUCAGUCUUAUCAGUAUUGCAUAAGCAACCAAUUUGUGCUGAUAGAUACUAGUUGGGAUAUUUGCAGUUUAGCUUCGUUGCAGCUGUAAUAGAAAUUGUGUACAUUUAGGAAUGCAUGUGAGAACAAUGUUAUUCCUGUCCUGUCUAGUAACUUCAGGAAUUCUCUUCUAAGAACUCAGACAUUUUAUGGUUUAGUACAUGAUAUAAAUUAUCUUGGAUCAGUGAUUUAUUUACAUUUGGACUAUCUGUCAAUGCAUAUCAUAUCCUGCUUAUGAUUUUCUGUUAUCCUCCGCUAUUAGCUUCCAAUUGUUGCUUUACUUGUGUUACUACCAGAGUGGAUGUAGUUUCUGAUGUUGUAAACAAGCCAUCUCUAUUUUUUCGUGAACCUGCCUCUGGAUGAUCUCUUGGUUGUUGGUUCUGGUCUU
Lolium rigidum is the source of this 2939-nucleotide messenger RNA. Its product is annotated as histone-lysine N-methyltransferase, H3 lysine-9 specific SUVH1-like. The record is from RefSeq and is a predicted model, not a curated record. Lineage: Eukaryota; Viridiplantae; Streptophyta; Magnoliopsida; Poales; Poaceae. The coding region runs from base 82 to 2373 and encodes 763 amino acids. Gene Ontology annotation, molecular function: histone methyltransferase activity; protein binding; zinc ion binding. Gene Ontology annotation, cellular component: nucleus. The transcript has 3 exons.